AUGAAGGUCUUCGCCUCAAGUUGCACGUUUGAUUACUCAUGGGAGGAGGUGUCUACUGCCAACUGGCGGAAGUACUGUCCGUGGAAUGAUAAAUCGACACACGUUGUUGCUGUGGAUAUUCUCUCCCGGACGCUGCAACCUGAUACCGGCAUUUUACGAACAGAACGUCUGAUAACCUGCAACCAGUCCGCCCCGCAGUGGCUCCUAACACUAUUCGGUGGCAACGCCACCUCCCACGUAUACGAAGUCUCAUACGUUGACCCCGUCUCAAAACGAGUGACAAUGUGCUCAACGAACCUGACAUGGUCGAAUGUUCUCAAAGUCCGGGAAACGGUCACCUACCAGCCAUCCCGGGGUGCCCCCAACGCCAAGACAGAGUUCAAGCAGGACGCACAGAUAACCGCCGUCUGCAGCGGGUGGCAGAAGAUAAAAAACAAAGUCGAAGAAGCGAGCAUCGAACGAUUUAGCCAGAACGCUAUGAAGGGACGUGAAGGUUUCGAAGCAGUCCUCGAAAUGAGUCGGAGGGUAUUUGGGGAACAGCGGGAAUGGGAGGCGAGGAAGCAGGCGCAAUAA
Paracoccidioides brasiliensis Pb18 is the source of this 573-nucleotide messenger RNA. RefSeq lists its product as uncharacterized. Gene Ontology annotation, biological process: phospholipid transport. The transcript has 2 exons. Gene Ontology annotation, molecular function: phosphatidic acid transfer activity. The coding region runs from base 1 to 573 and encodes 190 amino acids. Gene Ontology annotation, cellular component: mitochondrial intermembrane space. The record is from RefSeq and is a predicted model, not a curated record.